AUGGUCAUGAUCCACAUUAACAAAGUUCCGGCAGCGGUUGCGACAGCGGUGCUGUUUCUAGUGGUUGUUAUCGCUCCUCAGUGGACGAAGGCACAGCCACUGCCGCCACUCCCGCCAAUGUCGCCACUACCGCCACUCCCGCCAAUGUCGCCACUGCCGCCACUACCGCCAAUGUCGCCAUUUCCGCCAAUGCCAAAGAUGGAUCCAACGUGCAUAACAGAGGUCUCUGAUAUCCUUCAAAAUUGCUACUCAACGUUUAGUCUGACGCCAUCAGAUAUAUGUUGCAAGAAUCUCAAGUCGGCCAGCGCGAAACAAGUGACUUGUGUAUGCGACAAUUUCAUCGCACAUCCAUUCAGCAGCAACUUGACCCGACCUUUCUACAACCAAAUCAACACCGGAUGUGGUGUUGUUGACAAAUACGCCUGCAAUGGUACAAGUGAAGGAGGAGAUCCUAAAGGAGGAGACGAUAACGGAGGAGCAAUGAACAAAAUUGCUGGAUCAAUGGGUCUGUUUGGUUUGGUUACUAGUCUGUUCUUCCUUUUGUUUUAAUUUAAUUCGGUUAACUACAACUUGGGACUGCCAAGCUGAAAAUUGAAAACUAAUAACCAUGGUUUCUACUAUGAUGUUCUUCGAGUCUGAAAUUUAUAUUAUUUUAAAUAUGUCUGAAGAGAGCUAUUAUAAAAGGAAAAUUUGUUAACCGCGGGGGGAGUGAUUUGUUCACAUCAUUUCUAAUAAUACCAAUUUCAAC
Molecule: messenger RNA, 748 nt
Organism: Eruca vesicaria subsp. sativa (arugula)
Lineage: Eukaryota; Viridiplantae; Streptophyta; Magnoliopsida; Brassicales; Brassicaceae
Source: the annotation of a GenBank genome assembly